ACGAAUUGUUUUUGUAGCGGUGUAUCGCAGUAAAAUACAAAGAUGAUACACAAUAAAAUUAAAUAAUAACCCAAUCAAUUUAACGGUGACUUUGUACAUUUCAACUGAAAUUUAAAUAUUAACAAUGUACUUAUCAGAUUUGAAGGAUUUGAUUAGUAGUUUAGCCGUAAUAACUACAAUUUUACAGUUUCUGUCCGGCACCCUUGUAUGCAAGCAAUAUGUGGUGAAUAAAACAACAGCCGAGGCAACUCCACUGCCUUUUUUAUGUGGUGUCCUAUCGGCUGGCUUUUGGCUUUUGUAUGGUCUCACAAAACAUGACGACAAAAUAGUACUAGUCAAUGCUAUAGGUGUGACUCUCAUGGCAUCAUACACAGCUGUGUUUUAUGUUUUCACAUUCAAGAAGUCCUCAUUAUUGAAGCAAAUAUUUGUAAUACUUAGUCUUUUGCUCUUUAUAAUAGUUUAUGCUUACACAGAAGAGGACAGUGAAAAACUACUUGGUAGAUUAGGUUUAUUAGCAUGCUCUCUAACGCUGUUAACAAUUGCCGCACCGAUGAGUAAACUUUUUUACGUCUUAAAAGUGAAGAGUACAGAAUGCUUGCCAUUUCCAAUGAUACUUAUGUCAUUUUUCGUAUCAUUUCUGUGGUUCCUGUAUGGUUGUAUUCAAGAUGACACAUAUUUGGUGGUGCCGAACUUCAUAGGAGCAGCUUUAGCAAUGGCUCAACUUUCACUAUUUGUGAUGUACCCCAAUAAACCCCAAUCUCCUAUUUUGGGUAAAAGCAUUUUGGCUUAAAUUUAACUACCAGUUCAGCCAGUCAGUGCCUCCCAACUCAUGUGUAAGUAUUUAAUUAGCAAAUAUUAUUUUUGUUAAGUAUAAUUUUGUUACAGUAUUGAUUUAAACCUUCUCAUUUUCUCAGUAAAUUAAGUAUUUAUUUCAAUAAGAGCUCAAAGGCAUUAUUUAAAAAUUGAGAGAGUUACUAUGUAGAUACCAAACUAGUUAAGUAAUAGUAAUAUUAUACUGACUAUGAUAAAUGAUAACAUCCUGUUUCCUGCUCAUGUAAUCAUGAUGCAAAAUUAUUACUUACUCAAUGAGUGUAUUUUAAUGUUGCAACAAUUAUAAUUAUGUUUAUAAAAACAAAUUUAUUUGCUACAUGUAAUUACAUAAAACAGUCUUGGCAUAUCUUAUACUUUUUACUAAGUGCAGAAUAGGUUUUUUUUUAUUUAAAAUGGUUUUUUAUUAAAAUAUUUGAAUGCCUAUGCGCCAUGCCUAUCAAGAAAAAAUAUUUUGAAUAAUCUCAAUAAUAAAGAUCUAAACUUAUGUCAUGACUGAAGUAUUUUUUACCUUAUUCUAAUGUGUUUUUUGUUACCUAUUGUGACAAUACUAAAAGUAAAAAUAAACUAAUUGUUGCUCAAGUACAAAAUUAUUAUCAUAAGUAUUUUAUGUAGUUUUAAUCAGUUUAUUACAAAUAAUAUAUUAUUAUUAUUAUUUCAUGAAGAAGCUAUCCUGCAGACUUAUAGACCUAAUUGAGUUAGAUAACAUUUGUGAAUAUUGAAAUUAUUCUCUAUAAUGAUAUGUGAUAACAGUCAUACU
Molecule: messenger RNA, 1588 nt
Organism: Ostrinia furnacalis (Asian corn borer)
Lineage: Eukaryota; Metazoa; Arthropoda; Insecta; Lepidoptera; Crambidae
Gene: slv
Product: sugar transporter SWEET1
Exons: 5
Coding region: 125-790 (221 amino acids)
Biological process (GO): carbohydrate transport
Cellular component (GO): membrane
Molecular function (GO): sugar transmembrane transporter activity
Source: RefSeq, a predicted model, not a curated record